UACCAGACCCGAGCUGUAGGAUUCUGCUCAUCCAUUGGAAGCCUUAGAAGCCUUGGCCUUUGAGGCGAGGCCGAAACUCCAAACCCACGUUGUGCACGCCGCACGCCUUACGCCUUGUCCGGCGGGGUUUGUCUCAUAAGACAAUUUUGACCGCCGCUCAUGUCAUCCGAGCAAGACAUCAAUCAGGUCCCUAUCCAGGACCUGACCCCUGAACAAGCCAGUCAUAUCAUCCAUUCCCAUCGUAAAGUGCGAUAUGGUACGGCAUGCUGGCCAUGCAGGCAACGGAAGGUGAAAUGCGACAAUAAGCAACCAUGUGAAAACUGUGUCAAGAGGGAGCAUCCACAGUUGUGUUCUUAUAAGCCCAAUCGCUCGAGUGCCUCCAAACAGGCUUCGGUGUCUGCUGAGGGUAGCCAGGGGAAGAAAAGGCCCCAUUCUCCCGAUGGUAGUAUCAGCAACGACCAGGGCAGUGAUCAUCAGCCCGAGGGGUGGUCUCAAGCAAUAGACGAACCAGACGCUGGAGAAACCGUGCGUUAUGUUGGACAGAACAGUAUUCCCGCGCUAUUACGAGAUCAGCCAUCCCCAAUAGAGACUAAGGAUGGAGUUGACAUACGCCGUGAUAUGCGCCCGAUCCUCGGGCUUGACAAUUCUGCCCCCUUCCCGUUGAUGUCGUCGAAACAUCUCGACCGAUUAACGCAAGACAUCUUCUCCGAACUUCCCUCAGAUCGUGAGGUGAUGAUCUUAUUUCGGGCUUAUAAAGAAAUUACACAUCCAUUUUGGGGAUUUGUUGUUGAUAUUGAUGACCUAGAAUCUCGCAUUAUGAUCUAUCUCGAGGAGCGGGCCAAAAAUGCUCGGGAAAAUAGCAAAUCAAACCGGCGCGUCUCUGCCUCGUGGCUAGCCAUCCUCUUCUCCGUUAUGGCCGUUGGUUCUCAGUAUCGUGACUCGCCUUAUCAUAUUCGGACGCGGGAUGCGCAGAGAUAUGUUCAAAUAUCAUUUCACUUUCUCAGGCUAGGAAAUUUCUUACUACGGCCGAAUUUAGAUUCAAUUCAAGCUCUCCUUUUGACAGGAUUCUGUCUUUUAAAUGAUAUGAAGGCUGAAGCAUCCUGGGCUUUGAUUGGUAUGACUUGCCGAUUAGCGCAGUCGCUUGGUCUUCACAGGGCUGUAACACAAGAUGAAGCCGGCUCGACUGAGAUGUCGGUGAAAACAUAUGUGCGCAGGAAGUUAUGGUGGACUUGCUUAUGGCAUGAUACAUUGACAUCGCUGUCUUUUGAUCGUCCUAAUAUGACCAAUAUCCAAUGCUGCCCGAUUCCAUUAUCACCAAGCUCCUCUGUGGAGGGCUUUUCGUAUCUGGAGGCGAUGUACCAUCUUUGCGAAACAAUUUCGCAGAAGCUUAAUCCUGACGCGUCUGACGAUUAUUCGUAUGAAACGAUCCUCGAGAAUUGUCGGGCCGUCGAGUCUAUUCGCGAGCGAGUUUACCCGCAAUUACGCAGUAAGGAAGCCUGCAAGAGCGUAGUGGACAAGCUACAGCACUAUGCUAUACGUUUACAUACUGCCUUCGUGGUUUCUGUAUGCUGUCGACCGGCUCUUCGUCGAGAUUGCGCUAGGCUAGCAGCUGCUGAAAAGAAGGCAUUGGCCGAUAAAUGCAAAGACAACCUAACCGAGACAGUGCGGAUGUUUUUGUCAAUGCACCAAUUGUCAUUUAUACCUACUCGAAGUUGGGCUUUCACCUACCACGGGCUUUCUUCUGCUGUACUCCUUGGUAUAUUGUGCGAGACAAAGCUAGACCCAGAGGUCCGGCAGCUUCAAGGAGAUCUCAUUUCAGCUCUUUCGGCUGCAGCCGCCAAGGAGCAAACAAGUCCUACUCCCGAUCACAUUCGUAAGAUUGAUAGAGAUAUUGAAUUGUCUGGCCCCCUCUCCCGAGCAUUGACCGCAUUGAAGAAUAUAUAUGAUUAUGGAUCUUUACAUGGAGCAUCCGGAAUCAAAAGCGAGAGCGCGUCCGGUACUCGUACACCGACUGGAAUUACCGUCCCCCAGACUCUUCAAAAUAUCAACCCCCAAUUCCGCCUACAGCCGGGUUACGACAGGCAUCAAGAUGCUGCUCUUGCCAUGGCAGAGCUUCAAAAUGGAAAUAACCUUCCUGAUUUCACAACAACUAUGCCAUACCAAGCACCAAUCCAGCAGGCAAUAGGGAUACCGGAUCUAAGCCAGCUGGAUCCCACAACUCUAGCUCCCAUGGACCUUUACGAUUCAAUAUUUUGGGCCUUGACAGAGUCACCAGACCCAUUCUACGCGGGAGCUGACAUGAAUUUUGACUUUCUUCCACAGGCACCUCCUGGGCAAUCCCAACAACAAUUCUACUUUUAGAAUUAUAUGAUGGAGCAUAUGUAGGGCCCCCAAUCUUAACCGAACUGGCGAUCUAGGCUCUAUCUUAAUUUUCUGCUAUUAUUUUCAUGACAGUGAUGUUGAUUCUCAAACCCAAAUGUCGGUUUACGAAAAGUUAUUUCCCAGUUGACGAGAUAACAAGGGUGUUGUAUAUUGGAGUUGGUCGAAUGAUCGUCAUGAUUGAGGCUUACUGGUGUCUAUGAAUCUCUUGUAUCUAUACUUUUUACCUUCGCCUUAGAUAUCCAUUGUCGUUAGCAUCAAUUAAUUAAAGUAUAUCCAACCAACAGGCAUGAAUUCAUGGACCUCUUCCUAUUUGUAGUCGUUUCAUAAAUCUACCUAAGUCUAGACAGUCGUAUGAAUUAUCUAGUCUCUUCUAUUCAAUAUAAUUCGUCUAGCAAAACCUUGCAUAUCGCUAUGCACUUCUCUUCUUCUAAUCUCUGCGCCACCAACUGCAGGCUUACGGGCAUUCCGUGAACCGUCUCGGGGUUAUCUAUUUAAACUUAGCAUGCGAGCCGUUAAAUAAG
This is a messenger RNA of Hypoxylon trugodes, 2903 nucleotides long. RefSeq names its product fungal-specific transcription factor domain-containing protein. The coding region runs from base 160 to 2361 and encodes 733 amino acids. The transcript is spliced from 10 exons. The record is from RefSeq and is a predicted model, not a curated record. NCBI's taxonomy places the organism in Eukaryota, Fungi, Ascomycota, Sordariomycetes, Xylariales, Hypoxylaceae. Gene Ontology annotation, molecular function: carboxy-lyase activity; zinc ion binding; DNA binding. Gene Ontology annotation, biological process: regulation of DNA-templated transcription; DNA-templated transcription.